UGUGAUCCUCCCCACUAAAUUAAGGAAUCUGUAAGGUCUGGAACGCAAGGUACAUAGAGUUGCAGCAGAGAGAACACUAAAGAGUUACAUGAAAAGAUCGCACAUCCUUCCUUCUCAUUCAAAGUGGAUCGAGAUGGGACGAAGCCUCGGACACGUGAUAUAUUUGCAACACACGAACAUUUAGUAUUUCAUGUGAAUACAAAUUAGUAUAAUUUUUCUUCGAAUUACAAUUUUAUUGUAUUGUAAUUGCGCAAUAAAGUUCAACGUUCUUAACUACUUAAGUGUUGUAAUUGAACGAAUUGAGGAAAACAGCUAGUUUUUUCUCAGGAUGAGGAAGCCCGACAGUCUGUGUAUGGUAUUUGCUGUAUUAUUCGCUGCAAUCAAAAUUGGGGAAGCGUUUUUACCGCAAGCAAUAAUAUCAAAAUACAAACAAACAAGGCUGAGACUCCGGGAGGACGUUUAUUUUGGAAAUUUACCAAUACUCGAAGAAUACGAUUUUGUGAUAGUCGGAGCAAGCCCAUCGGGUUGUGUGUUAGCUAACAGAUUGUCUGAGAACCCAUACGUUAGUGUGCUAUUGCUGGAGGCAGGUGCCGAAGAAAACCCAUACUCAGACGCACCCGCUUUUUCGACGUACAUGCUGUUUUCUGAGUACAACUGGAAGUACAAAGCACAAAGACGUAAAGGAGUGUGCAGGAGUAUGAUAGAUGGACGAUGUACAUGGCCUUCCGGCAAAGGUAUCGGCGGCGCGACGAUUAUAAACGGGAUGAUUUUCACACGGGGUAAUCGUCGAGAUUUUGAUCGCUGGGAGGAAGCGGGUAAUCCGGGUUGGGGCUGGGAAGGAGUUUUCCCAUAUUUCAAACGAUUGGAGGAUAUGCAGAUUCCAGAGUUGAGGGACUCUGACCAACAUGGCACCGAUGGUCCUGUGACCAUAACGUAUACAAAUUAUAAAACUAAACUGAGUGAAAAGUUUUUGAAAGGCGGAGUUCAGAGUGGUUACAAUUUGACCGAUUACAACUCAGAAGGACAUCACAUCGGAUUCAGCCGAAUUCAGUCGACUAUACGUAAUGGUAAAAGGUGCAGUGCAUCCAAAGCGUAUUUAGCCCCUGUUUCGAAAAGGCCGAAUUUGCACAUCAGUCAAAAGUCACUCGUUACCAAAGUCAUUAUCGAUCCAAUAACAAAAUUGGCGAUAGGUGUAGAAUUCGUUAAAAAAGGAAAAAAGAGGUUUGUCAGAGCCAAAAGAGAAGUCAUUUUGUCUGCUGGAAGUUUUAACACGCCCAAACUUCUGAUGUUAUCAGGUGUAGGACCAGAAGAGCACCUUGUACAGAAAGGAAUACCAGUAAUCGCUCAUCUUCCUGUAGGGGAAAAUCUCCAAGAGCAUAUUGGCACGACGUCACUCGCGUUCAUUGCAAAUAAAGGUGUUGUUCCAGAUAUAGGCAAGGAAAUCUUGUCUUUACCAAUUACUAUGUGGAAUUGGGAACGAACUGGUCAAACUAUUCUUAGCUUCGCUGGGUGCGAAGCUUUGGCCUAUCUCAAAUCUUCCUAUGCAGAAUCUGGAGACUUUCCCGAUAUAGAAUUGGUUCAAAUUUCAACUUCUUAUGCAUCGGAUGAUGGAGCUAAUUUAAGAAAAACAUUCGAUGUCAAAGACGAUGUGUACAAUUCCGUUUACAAGGAGAUAGAACCAAAUGCAACAUUUUCUAUAUGGGUUAUGGGCAUGUACCCUUUAAGUAAAGGAAGCGUCAAGCUUGACAGUAAAAACCCAUUUAAACCUCCGUUAAUUUACAAUAAUUUUAUGAAUGACACUAGAGAUCUUAAUGUCGUCGUGCAGGGUAUCAAAGCGGCAGUAGCACUUACAAAAACACCCGCGAUGAGAUCUAUCGGUGCUAAACUUCAUGAUAAAAAAUUACCUAAUUGUAAACAUCUUUUAUUCGGCUCUGAUGAUUACUGGGCUUGCUUUGUUAGAGACCUGACCUCACAAUUUCAUCACCAGUGCGGCACGUGCAAAAUGGGUCCGCCAACUGAUCCUUCCGCUGUUGUGAAUUCAAGGCUUAAAGUUUAUGGCGUGUCAGGACUUAGAGUCGUCGACGCUUCAAUCAUGCCGACGAUAACAGGAGGACAUACAAUGGCACCAUCAUAUAUGAUUGGAGAAAAGGCUGCAGAUAUAAUCAAAGAAGAUCACGAGUUAUUUUUUUAAGAUGGUCUUUUAAGUUCAACUAUUUUGCAAUUGUUUUUGUUUAGUAUUUAUUUUUUUAUAACAAUUUAUUUUCCUAUAAAAUGAAGGACUGUACUGUAAAAUGUAUUAAUUUAAUUAUGUUGUAUUUUUCGUGAGUUUUUGGGAGGAAGACUGACAUUGUUUGUUGUCGAAUCAAAUCAAAAGCAUGAAAGAGCAUUACGAAUCUUAUAAUAAUUUGCAAAAAUUGUACUUUUAAUAAAGAUUCAUACAAAUGUAAUACUUUAGUGUAAUCAGUGCAUAAAAUACAUAAAUUAAUUUAUAAUAUA
This is a messenger RNA of Cimex lectularius (bed bug), 2496 nucleotides long. Its product is annotated as glucose dehydrogenase [FAD, quinone]-like. The record is from RefSeq and is a predicted model, not a curated record. Gene Ontology annotation, molecular function: oxidoreductase activity, acting on CH-OH group of donors; flavin adenine dinucleotide binding. The transcript is spliced from 3 exons. Lineage: Eukaryota; Metazoa; Arthropoda; Insecta; Hemiptera; Cimicidae. Bases 329 to 2191 code for a protein of 620 amino acids.